Messenger RNA from Empidonax traillii (willow flycatcher), 3106 nucleotides. It is a transcript of the gene ACSS1, whose product is annotated as acyl-CoA synthetase short chain family member 1. Gene Ontology annotation, molecular function: acetyl-CoA synthetase activity; AMP binding. The record is from RefSeq and is a predicted model, not a curated record. Lineage: Eukaryota; Metazoa; Chordata; Aves; Passeriformes; Tyrannidae. Gene Ontology annotation, cellular component: mitochondrion. The transcript has 12 exons. The annotation marks the transcript as partial.
UGUUGCUUCUGUGCCUGCAGGGAACUUCUGGAUCUGACUUGCCGUCUUGCCAACACCCUGAAGAAAUACGGGAUAAAGAAAGGGGACAGGGUGGCCAUCUAUAUGCCCGUGUCUCCCUUGUCCGUGGCAUCCAUGCUGGCUUGUGCCAGAAUUGGUGCCAUUCACAGUGUGGUCUUCGCCGGAUUCAGCGCAGAGUCCUUAGCUGGGAGAAUCAUGGACUCUGGAUGCAAAGCAGUUAUCACCUACAACCAGGGAGUCAGGGGAGGUCGAAUCAUAGAGCUGAAGAUGACUGUGGAUGAAGCUGUGAAGAACUGUCCAAGCAUCAAACAUGUCUUUGUGGCUCAGAGGACAGAUAACAAAGUCCAGAUGGGUGACUGUGAUAUUCCCCUUGAAGAGGAGAUGACCAAGGCAGCUUCUGUAUGCACACCAGAGAGCAUGGACAGUGAAGACAUGCUUUUCAUGCUGUAUACCUCAGGCAGCACUGGGAAACCCAAAGGAAUCGUUCACACCCAGGCUGGAUACCUGCUGUACGCCGCUCUCACGCACAAGUAUGUGUUUGACUACCAGCAAGGCGAUGUUUUUGGCUGUGUGGCUGACAUUGGCUGGAUCACAGGACAUAGCUAUGUUGUGUAUGGACCACUCUGCAAUGGAGCCACCUCUGUCCUCUUUGAAAGUACUCCACUGUACCCUGACCCAGGUCGUUACUGGGAAGUGGUACAAAGGUUGAAAAUUAAUCAGUUUUAUGCAGCACCUACGGCUAUACGCUUACUGCUGAAUUAUGGAGAAGAGUGGGUGAAGAAGUAUGACAGAUCUUCCUUGAAGACUUUGGGUUCAGUGGGAGAGCCCAUCAACAAGGAGGCUUGGCAGUGGUUCUACCAGGUGGUGGGAGAAGGGCGCUGCACCCUCGUGGACACGUGGUGGCAGACAGAAACUGGUGGCAUCUGCAUUGCCCCACGGCCUUCAGAGGAGAAAGCUGAGAUCGUUCCAGCUAUGGCUAUGAGACCUUUCUUUGGGAUUGUGCCUGUGCUGAUGGAUGAGAAUGGAAAGGUUAUAGAGGGCAAUGAUGUGUCCGGUGCGCUCUGCAUUGCCCAGCCGUGGCCUGGCAUGGCAAGAACAAUCUAUGGAGAUCACCAGCGAUUUGUUGAUGUCUAUUUCAGAGCCUACCCAGGUUACUACUUCACAGGGGAUGGUGCUUACAGGACCAAGCAAGGCUAUUACCAGAUAACAGGGCGCAUGGAUGAUGUCAUUAACAUCAGCGGGCACAGGCUGGGGACAGCAGAGAUAGAAGAUGCAAUGGCUGAUCACCCUGAGGUCCCUGAGACAGCUGUGAUUGGGUAUCCACAUAAGAUCAAAGGAGAAGGUGCCUUUGCUUUCGUAGUGCUAAAGGAGCAGGCAGCUCACGCAGACCGUGUCAAAGAAGAGCUCAAAACCAUAGUGGCUUCCAAGAUAGCAAAAUAUGCUGUGCCUGACCACAUUCUGGUGGUGAAACGUCUCCCUAAAACCCGAUCAGGGAAGAUCCUGAGAAGGCUGCUGAGGAAAGUAGUCACUGAACAAUCAAACAACAUGGGAGAUGUCACCACACUUGAUGAUCCAACUGUUGUUAAGGAGAUAUUGGAUGCUUACCAGAAAUACAAGGAGAAAAGUUCCUCAUAACAGGCAUCCCUGGAAUCUAUCUCCUUCAGAAAUGUGAAAGGUCUACAAAACAACCAGGCAAAUGACAUAGUUCUCUCUUUGUGUUUUUUUAAAACCUGUUUCCUUCUAGGGGAACAAGAUUUUUCCACUCUACAACAUACUUUGAGGUGCACAGGGCUAGGACCAAUCUGCACUUUCACACAGUCAGUGAGCUCCUUUUCAUUGCUUUUAGGGCUGUUGUAGAGCAGCCACUGGUGGUUUCCAUUAGCUAUGAUGAAAUUUAAUACUAGCCGAAGAAAGAUGCAGACGCUUAUGUUUCUCAUUUUAAUGUUUCUGUACAGGGAAAUGUUUUUUAUACAGUACUUCUUGCUGUUUUAAAAGAAGACCUGGAGUACAGUUCUUCAAUUUUUCCUUCAGCUUGGAUAUCUGAGUUCAGGCAGCUGUAUUUCACUGCAACUGUAGUAGCUUUUCAGAGGUGCAGCAUAUUCUAGGAGAUGUUUCAUGUGCAUUAUUAGGGAAACGAGAAGGACAUGGCUAGUCUGAUGAUUCUUCCUUGACUUUACCCAGUUAUUCUAAUACCUCCUUUGCCUUUCCUCAUAUGGAUUUGCUCCUACCACCAGGUUUCCUGGGAUUUGCCAGAGAUGGUGAGCCUGUGUCCCUUCAUGUUGCACCUAGGUAAACCCAGCACUAGCACUUGCCCUUGCAAAGCUGAGCCACAAAGCCUACUACUGGACUUCUGACAUGUCCUUAAUGCCAGUUACAUAGGAGAGACUUGGUCCCACGUGUUUUUAUUCUGCCUUGAGAAAUCGAGAUCGCCAGCCAAGCUUAUAAAAUAACUGUCCUCUUCCUCCUCAGUAAUGAUGUCUCAAUGUUGUCCAUUGUGGUUCACUUCUGCAUUUUAGGAGUGGUGGUCUGCAAAUGGUAGAUCUUUGUUUCCAGUCUGUGAUUGUGCAAGUGUCUUUGUUUCUUGAAGUUGCUAUGAAAAGGGGUGCUGUUUGUUUUCUGUCUGUGAGAGAAGCAUUGGGAAAUGAAAUCCUGAAGCACUCAGGAGAAGUUUGAAGCUGAAGGAGUUGUCCUGGAGAGUUCACUGUGGCUUGCCAGGCUUUGUGAUUUCUGAUCAAGAAAUAGUUAUUUUAGCCCACUCCAAAAUGGCUUGUAAUCUUGUUUGCUCCAACUAAGACAGGCUGAGGUAGGUUCAUUCUCCUGUCGGAAGUUAUGACAAUUCUUAUUGUUUCAAGUGGGCCCUACCAUGUCUGCCUCUUCUGCAUACUGCCAUGCUGAUUUUCCAAAGAGUUAAGUGCCAUGUGGGUACUCACAAACUGCACAGUCCACAAAAAAAAAAAAAGUGCCUCCUAGAUGCCUUUUGGAAAGCAGUACUAGCAUUCCAGACCAGCAACCUCAGAAUAGCAUGGAAGAAAUGCCUUUGUCUUUCCUAUGCUUUCAGAAUCACAGCUAAUAAAGUCAGUGUUUUAUU